GUAUUACAAUCAUAUCGAUCGUAUAUAUCGAAUUGACGGUUGAGGUUAUGUUGUGUUAAUAUUAAAAUGUUCACUUUAUAACUAUAACAUAAUUUUAUUUUAAAAAAUAUUAUUAUUAUUAUUAUUAAUUUAAUCGUGCAGUGUAUUUAAGUAUAUUAUUGCUCAAUUAAAAUUAUAUUAUCAUUAAAACUUAAUAUAUAUUCUUGGAACAAUGUCUUCGUGGAAAAAAGCAGCGAAAGCUACGCAAAAGACUCAUCGUGAAAGACAUCAACCAGAAAAUCGUAAGCAUUUAGGUCUUUUGGAGAAAAAGAAAGAUUAUGUUGCUAGGGCUAAAGAUUAUCAAGAGAAACAAAAAACAUUGAAACUUUUGCGUAAACGUGCUCUUAAUAAAAAUCCAGAUGAAUUUUACUUUCACAUGAUCAAUUCUAAAAUACAUGGUGGGAUUCAUAAAGAGAAGCGAAAACAUAAAGAGUAUACACCAGAACAGAUACACUUGAUGGAAACACAAGAUAUUAGAUAUAUUGCUUAUAAGAGAAAUCUAGAAGCAAAGAAAAUAGAUAGACUACAAAGUGAAUUACACAUGAUAGAUGCUGCAAAUGAGACAAAGAACAAACAUAUCUUUUUUGUGGAUGGUUCAAAGGAAAUCAAAAACUUUGAUAUUGCUAAAAAACUGGAUACACAUCCAGCAUUAUUAUCUAGACGCACAAACAGACCAAAAUUAAGUAGAUUAAAAGAUAUGAAAUUACCAGAAAUAGAUGAGAAUAGUUUGAAAAGGAUUGAACGUAGUAAACACAAAGCUUAUCAGGAAUUACAAAAAAGAAUAAAUAGAGAAAAAGAGUUGACCAUUAUACAACAAAAAUUGGAAAUAGAAAGAGCACUGAAAGAUAAAAAAGUUAACAAACCAAAAUUAGUAAAAAAAGGAUCAAAAGAUUCCGCUCCUAUUUACAAAUGGACAUAUGAGAGGAAACGAUAACUAUUAUUCUAUUAAGAUAUGAUCUUAAUGCUCUUAAUAUGUCGGAAUUCAACGUAAUAUCAAUAUUCAAUCCAUUUCUUUGAUAUAUAAAAUUAACGCAAACUGUAUAAAGUAAAAAAAGGAUUAGAGAAAUAGAUUAAAAGGAUAACUUGAAAAUAAUUGGAUUUAAAUGAACAAAGAAACGUAUCGAAAUAAUAUUUAAUAAAAUUUGAUUGAAUACUUACGAUUUUUUUCAACUUUGGUGUACAAAAUAAUAACAUUUUGACAACAGGAACAAGAAUAAGAUGUUUCACAGAUACAAUAUUUCUGAUAAGUUUGAACCGUUCUAUAAGGCAAGAAUCCGUUAGAUAUAAGAGAUCCUAUAAUAAAUCAACACGUUUAAAAAUUAUGUGAAAUUUAAUUUUUAUACUUAUAUGAAAGGAGAAACAAGAAAUAACUAACUUUCUUUCGCAGCACUGCCCGUCCAAUAAAAGAGUAAUCGCAACCAGAAUGAAAUCAGGACACCACAUACUCUAUAAUUCAUUUUUAGUCUUUUCUCAAUGGACUUUUUUUAUUUUAAUACAUUUAAUUCUAUAACAUAAAUAUGUUGCUUCUCUCAAAGUUAUACUGACCAAUAUAAACGAUUUGUGUUUUAUUAAACAAUGCUACCUGGGCACGGUGGUUGCUCCGCAGGAUGUAAUUAUUGAGAUAUAAUAGAAAAAAAUAGCUUUUGAA
Molecule: messenger RNA, 1687 nt
Organism: Apis mellifera (honey bee)
Lineage: Eukaryota; Metazoa; Arthropoda; Insecta; Hymenoptera; Apidae
Product: probable U3 small nucleolar RNA-associated protein 11
Exons: 3
Coding region: 212-973 (253 amino acids)
Biological process (GO): rRNA processing
Cellular component (GO): small-subunit processome; nucleolus
Source: RefSeq, a predicted model, not a curated record